Molecule: messenger RNA, 1692 nt
Organism: Parasteatoda tepidariorum (common house spider)
Lineage: Eukaryota; Metazoa; Arthropoda; Arachnida; Araneae; Theridiidae
Source: RefSeq, a predicted model, not a curated record
GGAUGAUCAUGGUUUCAGUCCACUUCAUUGGGCAGCCAAACAGGGAAGAGCUAACAUUGUAGAAAUGUUAAUCAUGAGAGGUUCUCGAAUCAAUGCAACAAACAUGGGAAGUGACACUGCUCUUCACCUGGCCUCAGCUCAUGGACACAAAGACAUUGUUCACAUGUUAUUGAGAAAUAAAGCUGAUAUAAAUGCUGUUAAUGAGCAUGGCAAUACUCCACUACAUUAUGCCUGCUUCUGGGGAUUCCAAGGAAUUGCUGAAGAUUUAAUUAACAAUGGUGCUCUUGUGUCCAUCUGCAACAAAUAUAAUGAAACACCUCUGGACAAAUGCAAAGGCCAAAUGACACAAAAACUCUUAGAACUGGCAGCACAGCUUGGACAAGAUACAAAGAAAAUUCCUUACAAGGAUCAAAGUUGGCUUGGAACAAAAACUCGAUCAAGAGAUGCUACUUUAUCUCGCCACUCUGGAAUCAAUUUAAAAGAAAUCAGUUUCCAGUUUAAACUCUCUGUCACACCCUCAGGAGAAACUUGGCGUGGUCAGUUCCAGCACAAUGACAUUGUAGCCAAGAUACUAAAUAUUCGAGAAGUAACUCCUCGUGUCACUAGAGACUUCAAUGAUGAAUAUCCGCGCUUAAGAAUUUUCUCCCAUCCGAAUGUUCUUCCUGUUAUCGGUUGUUGCUGUCACCCUCCCAGCCUGAUUCUCAUUAACCAGUACAUGCCUUUUGGCUCACUAUAUACCGUGCUUCAUGAAGGAACAGGUAUAGUUGUUGAUACAGCACAAGCUAUGAAAUUUGCAAUUGACAUCUGCAGAGGGAUGGCUUUUCUGCACACUCUUGAUCCUCUCAUACAGCGACUGUACUUAAGCAGCAAGCACGUAAUGAUCGAUGAUGAUCUCACAGCUAGAAUAAAUAUGGCAGAUGCAAAGUUUACAUUUGAAGAGAAGGGUAAAAUGUACUUUCCAGCUUGGAUUGCACCAGAAGUUGAUUCAGACGUCGCACGGCUAAGUCUUUGGACUCCCUAAAUGCUCAACGUCCUUAACUGGCAUCUGUACGAUGAAUCGUCCACUCUCAUCUCUGCGAUAAGUAUUCUGAAAAUGUGAUUCAUAAAACUUUUCUUCUUCACUUUGAAUUUUUAUUCUACAGUCUAUAUCCUCUAUUCUCCAGAAUUUUUCUAAGCAGUCUUCGACUUCUGUUUGAGUAGUUAGGAGAACGCAGUGAAUUUCUGGGGUGCGGGAAUUUAUUGCUCCAGUUGCAAUAUAUCCAAAAACAGUAUUGCAAAACACCAAAUCACUGUUUGAAAUGCGGAUAUCUCCAACCUUGAUUAUUUCAAAAAAUACCUCCGCACCUAAACGCAUAUCUAUUCUUCCUGUUACCAUGAAAUUAGGAUCUGCUAAUUGUUGCGGAAUUACUAACUUAUCUAUUCUGAAGGAUGUAACAGGAAGAAAAUUGGUAAUUUUGGAUACCACUAAAAAAUCAAGAGUUUUCAAAAAAGAUCUAUUACCAUUACAAAUUGUAGCUUGUAUUUUUGAACUUAUUGUAGUUUAAUUUCCGCCCAAACUCGAAACCCGAAAAUUCAUUUUUUCUUGCGGUACUCCUAAUUUAUUAGCGAAAUUAGCUGUGCAAAUAUUCGACAUGCUGCCUGAAUCUAAUAUCGCCCAACAUUGCAUAUAAGAUCCAUUUAAAGGAUUUAAAA